This is a messenger RNA of Antechinus flavipes (yellow-footed antechinus), 4168 nucleotides long. RefSeq names its product colony stimulating factor 3 receptor (gene CSF3R). Lineage: Eukaryota; Metazoa; Chordata; Mammalia; Dasyuromorphia; Dasyuridae. The transcript has 14 exons. Gene Ontology annotation, cellular component: external side of plasma membrane; membrane; signaling receptor complex. The record is from RefSeq and is a predicted model, not a curated record. Gene Ontology annotation, molecular function: cytokine binding; cytokine receptor activity. Gene Ontology annotation, biological process: cytokine-mediated signaling pathway. The coding region runs from base 1083 to 3692 and encodes 869 amino acids.
AAGAAACCCUUCCAGUUUUAGAGCUAAAUCUGUAAUCCUAUAAUACCAGGGAUACAGUGGGUCUGGAAAGCUCUUUACCCUCAAGGUUCUGUUUCAAGUCUUCUCUGAGAUGUAGCUAUAGAAAAAGUUAAAGACCUGCUUCUCACCUUGGGGUCUGGGGACUUAUUUCAGGUGAACAUCAACAAUGCAGCCAUGUGGCCCAGAGCCUGGAACCUUCUGGGAAUUUUUCUGUUCUUCCAGUUCUCUAACGGCAAGUAGUUUGGGGAUUUGGUGGAAGGGGGACAGUGUCAUGACUAUUGUCUAUGAGCUAGGAUGGAAACCUAUUAUGCUAAUUAUCUAAAGAAAAAAGUCAGCAGAGUUCUCAAAGAUUUUAAGAACACAGACAAACCUGACCUGAAAAGAAACAAGUAUUUAUUAAAUAGCUAUGUGCCAGGUUCAAAGGAAGGUAAAAAAAAAAAACAGCCCCAGCUGUCAAGGAGCUUACAGUCUAAUGAAGGAAGACAACUUGCAAACAAUUCUUAUGGGAGAAAUAUCUCUUCUCUGGGUUUGUGUAGUAGAUAGUUACUGCUAAAAUAUAUUUACAGAAAUUAUAGAAAUAGAAAAACCCUAGAUUUUAUUAUUAUGCUCAAGCAUAGGUUCAGAUCUCAGAGAAAAUCUAUACAAUCAUUAGAAUUCUACCAAUCGGGGCAGCUAGUUGAUGUAGUGGAUAGAGCACUAGCCCUGAAGUCAGGAGGACCUGAGUUCAAAUCUGGCCUCAGACACUUAACACUUCCUAGCUGUAUGACCCUGGGCAAAUCACUUAAACCCCAAUUGCCUCAGUGAAAGGAAGGAAGGAAGGAAGGAAGGAAGGAAGGAAGGAAGGAAGGAAGGAAGGAAGGAAGGAAGGAAGGAAGGAAGGAAGGAAGGAAGGAAGGAAGGAAGGAAGGAAGGAAGGAAGGAAGAAAAGAAGAAAAAAGAGAGAAAGAAAGAAACCCAACCAAUGUCAUACCAUUCCCAGAGAGAUCAAAUAAUUUGAUCAAGGUCACAUCAUUAAUAAUUUUCAGAGUCAGGAUUAGAAUAUAGGUCCUCUGAACCCCAAUGGAAUGCUCUAUCACAAAAGAGACAACACCCUCAUUGCUCUGCUAUUGACUUGUCCUUUUCCCCAUCUUUUAGGUCUUCAAGACUGUGGAGACAUCCAAGUGUCGGCUUCUGUCAUCCACCUGGGUGCCUCUGUCACAGCUUCUUGUACCAUCAAUCCUAACUGCAUGAUACCAGCUGGCACAGCCACAAGAAUUGUGUGGAAGCUGGACUGGGAGAAGUUGCCUGACAGUUGGCAACAUCAGAGGGAAGAUGGAAUUCUGCAAUCCAACAUUACCCUUCCCCACUUCAACCAUACCCGCGCCAUGCUCUCCUGUUGCCUGCUUUGGAAAGAGACUCUUCAGAUCGUAGAACAGGCAGAGCUGAAGGCUGGCUAUCCCCCUCAGCCACCCAGCAACCUCUCCUGUGUCAUGAACCACACAGCCCAGGUUCUCACCUGUGAGUGGAAAUCUGGUCCCAGCACAUAUCUGCCCACCAACUUCACUCUGAAGAGCUACAAUUCCAGGAGCAAUGAUAACUGCAAGUUUAGGAAAGAACCCAUCCAAGACUGUGUCUCCAAAGAUGGUGAGAGCCAGUGCUCCAUCCCCCGAAACCGGCUUCUCUUGUACCAGAAGGUAGACAUUUGGGUGAAGGCAGAGAAUGUGCUCGGAGAAGCUGAGUCUUCCCACUUGUGUAUCAACCCCAUAGAAGUGGUAAAACUAGACCCCCCAAUACUCCAAGCUGCUAAGAUCAGCCCCGACCCAGACUCCUCCCUUCGCCAGCCUGGAUGCCUCCGGCUAAAGUGGAAGAAGGCCAGGAUGAGCAAUCAUAUGGAGCAAAUGUGUGAGCUUCAGUACCAGCGUCCUGGGGAGCUGACCUGGGUCCUGGUGUCACCCUUCUUAACUUCAAGUACUCAACAUGAGGGAGAUAAAGAUCUCUGUGGUCUCCUCUCGGCCACUCGCUAUGUCCUGCAACUGCGGUGUAUCCGUUGGCCCAUGGGUGGUCACUGGAGUGACUGGAGCCGCAGCCUGGAUCUCACUACCAAGGAGAGGCGUCCCAGGGUCAGAUUUGAUGUGUGGUGGAGGCGACGAGUACAGAAACUAAACCAUACAAUGAUGGACAUCCAACUUUUCUGGAAGCCAGUGCUCACAGAGGAAAAUGACAACAGAGUCCAAGGCUACCUGGUCUUCCCAAGUCCUCUAAGACAAGAUGGGGAGUCCCAGCCCCUCUGCAACACCACAGAGCUGAGCUGUGCCUUCCAGCUGCCAGAGAGAGACAAAGAAGUCAUCCUCACCGCCUACAACAUAGCUGGAGAAUCUUCCCCUACCAUCGUCACUUUCUGGGAAUCCCAAGGUACCUCUCUGUCCAGCAUCCACACUUCCGCCCCAGAUGCUCACAGCCUCUGGGUAGGAUGGGAUCACCCUCCAGGGCAGCCCCUCCCCAAGGCUUAUGUGAUAGAAUGGUGCCUGGCUCCAGCCCACCAAGAGGAUGACUGUAACGGCAACUGGAAGAUCGAGUCCAACGGGAGCAGCACUGGGACCCUGCUGGACGAGAACAUCAUGCCCUUCCAGCUGUACAAGAUCACUGUGUCCCCCCUGUACGACGGUACCAGAGGGCAUCCCCAGCACAUCUAUGCUUACUCCCGAGAAAAGGCUCUAUUCCAUGCCCCAAAGCUGAAGCUGAAGCAUAUUGGAAGGACCUGGGCAGAACUGGAAUGGGAGCCUGGGACCCCAGAGCUGGGAAAAAGCCCCAUCACCCAAUACACUGUCUUCUGGACCAAUACUCAGGAUAAGGGAUUCUCUGUCAUCUUAAAUGCCUCGUCUCGAAGAUGCAUCCUCCGUGGCCUAGAACCCAGCACCAUGUACCAUGUCCAUCUCAUGGCUUCCAACCGAGCCGGAGGCAUUAACAGCACAGACCUCACAGUGGUGACCAUAGCCCUCGAGGAGAAAGAUAUCAACGUGCUCUUGAUCCUGAUCAGCUUCUUCUCUGUGUUGGUGUUCUGUGUUAUUAUUACACUUGUCUGCCUCCAUAAGAACCACAAGAUGAAGAAUCAAUUCUGGCCAAAUGUUCCAGACCCAGCCCACAGCAGUCUGGGCCAGUGGAUCCCCACAAUCCUUCAUGGGGAGACCAUUCAUCUGUCAAGCCUGAGGGACCCUGCCAUGCCCCCUGUCUCCAAGAUCAUAGUCCUGAAGGAGGAGGAGAAGAAGUUGCCAGCACAAACAAUGGGGACAGAUGAAGAAGUCAAGAACCUCCCCCACCUGGUCCAGGCUUACAUUCUCCAAGGGGAUCCCUUCCUGCCAGAGCCUCAGCUCAGCUCCAAUGAUCCCAUCCAAUAUGGGAAGGUGAUGGGACACCAAGGGUACCAGCGUCAGCACAGAUCACCUGCUGGACUCUACCUGCGCUCGGAUUCCACACAGCCCCUUCUGGCUGACCUCACCCCAAGUCCCAAACUCUAUGAGAACAUGUGGUUCCAGAAAAGUCCCCCUGGGUCUAGAGUUCCCAGCUCUCACAGCUUCCCAGAAGAAGACAGUGAUGAUUCCACCUUCCUUUCCUACUGCCCACAGGGACCACUCCUCGAUUUUCCCCUUAUGCAAGGUCUGAAGAUUGAAGGAGCUGAAGGACUGGGUGGCAUUUAGAAUCUCUUAUGGACUCCCAUCUCAACCUUCUUCCAUGCUGUAGGAUGUACAGGGCAGAAAGCAUCCCAGUUUCCCAUUGUUCUCAAAACUAUACAGGAAAUUUUGGUUGCCCUAAUGGGGAAGAUAGCUCAGGACUUCUCCAGCUGAGUAUAGUGAGAGUCUUUUCUGCACAGUGGGGGAACUGGGGAAGAAUCACUAAAAGUACCUAGAACCCAGCCAUUUCCAAAAUGAUUGCCCUAUCCUCCAGCUCCUCCCCUUGUCCAAAAAGAUAUUCUUUGCCCCAGAGUGGUCUGGCCCUAGCUGUUCUACCUACAGAUUUCCCCAUUUGCAUCAUGUCUGUUCUGCAGGUUCAUAUCCUGACAAGAAAUAACUGUGUAUAUUUCCUAAAAUCAAAGAAUAUUGCCCUUAUCCCUUUUUGUACCUGCCAUAUGUUUGCCAAAUGGACAAUAUUUUAAACUGAUUCUUUCAGAUUCUAA